Messenger RNA from Lathyrus oleraceus (garden pea), 722 nucleotides. RefSeq names its product 60S ribosomal protein L21-2. The record is from RefSeq and is a predicted model, not a curated record. Gene Ontology annotation, biological process: translation. Lineage: Eukaryota; Viridiplantae; Streptophyta; Magnoliopsida; Fabales; Fabaceae. Gene Ontology annotation, molecular function: structural constituent of ribosome. The coding region runs from base 73 to 567 and encodes 164 amino acids. Gene Ontology annotation, cellular component: ribosome. The transcript has 2 exons.
AUAUUCAUUUCAGAUUUGGUUUCUGUAAUAAUAGACUGAGGCAGAGAAGGUGCAAGAGAAACCCUAGACAAGAUGCCGGCUGGUCAUGGUUUGAGAUCUCGCACCAGAGAUUCCUUCUCUCGCCCAUUCAGGAAGAAGGGUACAAUCGCCCUAGCCACCUACCUCAGAACCUACCACAUCGGCGAUUAUGUUGAUAUCAGGGUUAACGGCGCCGUUCACAAAGGUAUGCCUCACAAGUUCUACCAUGGACGUACCGGCCGUGUCUGGAAUGUCACCAAACGCGCCAUUGGCGUUGAGGUUAACAAACAGGUUAGGAAUAAGAUUCUGAGGAAGAGGAUUCAUGUUCGUGUGGAGCAUGUUAUGCCUUCUAGAUGCACUGAGGAGUUUCGUUUGAGGAAGAUCAACAAUGAUAAACUCAAGGCAGAGGCUAAGGCAAAGGGUGAGGUUAUUAGCACAAAGCGCAAACCUGAGGGGCCUAAGCCUGGUUUCAAGGUUGAAGGAGCUACUUUGGAAACUGUUACUCCAAUUCCUUACGAUGUGGUUAAUGAUUUGAAGGGAGGAUACUAGUCAUUUAUUUUCUUUCGAAUGUUUUUGGAUGGUCAUUUUAUUUUCUUUCGAAUGUAUUUGGAUGGUCUUGUUUUGUUUGAUAGUUUAUCAUCUUUAAUUUGUUGUCUAGACAGACCUAUAAUUUAUGCAAAAAUCAGACUCAGUUUUGGUGUUUA